AUGUCUGCGUCUAGGAAUCCUGAUGCCAUGACAUCCGCGCAGGGUGAAUUUCGAAGCCGAGUACCGCCAGCCGAGCCGUUGACUACUAAAGGCCACGCCCCUGGUGUUAAAACCGGCAAUGACAACAUUCCCGAGUUUCACGCCCAAACCUUUCCCCCAGGAUCUGCACCAUCAGAGUCUACAUACAAUCCGCAGCCGACUGAAGAUGUGUCCAUUGCAGGCCUUGGACACAACGCGAGUAUCCCAGCCGACAAUACGAUGCCAGGAGCAACAUCAGCAGACGUCCAUCAGGGCUAUGGGCACCCAGGACAAGGUAUGACUAGCCAAGAGUUACAUGGCGGCAAGAGGAAAAAGGAGGGCGGCGAGAAACCCUCCGGGUCUACCUUGGAAGAUUCUGUAGGCUCUCGGAAGCUAGACAUCGGCCACGAGAAUCGUGGUAAAGCAUCGACGGAAUACCCUGUUGCAGAGAAUAGGGAGCCGGUAUCGGCAGAAACAGUUGCUAGUGAACGAAAAUAA
Messenger RNA from Pochonia chlamydosporia 170, 516 nucleotides. RefSeq lists its product as hypothetical. The transcript has 2 exons. The coding region runs from base 1 to 516 and encodes 171 amino acids. NCBI's taxonomy places the organism in Eukaryota, Fungi, Ascomycota, Sordariomycetes, Hypocreales, Clavicipitaceae. The record is from RefSeq and is a predicted model, not a curated record.